AUGGCGGACGAGAGACCGGUAGUUGUCGACAAUGGUACCGGUGUGAGUGUAGCGUGCUCGCAUUGGCUUGGCCGAUCACCAUGUAGGCAUGCAUCCCACUGACACUAUUCACAAUUCGCCCUUUCGCGUCGCAGUUUGUAAAGGUCGGAUAUGCUGGGUCGAAUUUUCCCGAGUUCGUCUUUCCUUCCAUUGUGGGCCGGCCCAUCCUGCGCGUGGAAGAGAAGGACGCUGCCAAUGCGGAAAUCAAGGAUAUCAUGGUCGGGACGGAAGCCGCUGCUAUGCGUAAUUACCUCCAAAUCUCUCAACCCAUGGAACACGGUAUUGUCAAGGACUUUGGUGACAUGAGACAUGGUAAGUAGCCAAGGUCGAGCUCGUGCAGACGGAUACAGGCGCCGAGCAGCCAAGCUUGGAAGCGGCAUCUUCUCAUGGAUUGCUCAUGCUUCACCCAUGUCUAUCCGAACCAGUGUGGAACUACACUUUUGACGAGAAGCUGCGAUUGGAUCCACGGGGACGAAAGAUCCUUCUCACCGAGCCUCCAAUGAACCCAAAGAGGAAUAGGGAGGAAAUGUGCCAGAUCAUGUUCGAAGAGUAUGGGUUUGAAGGAGUCUACGUUGCUAUCCAAGCAGUAUUGACUUUGUAUGCGCAAGGUUGGUACACGUGCCGAUCCCUUCUUUGCGUCUCAUCGUGCGUAGGCCCUUCUUGCUGACCGAAUCUUUUGCGCUCGCAGGGCUUCAAACCGGUGUUGUUGUAGACUCUGGAGACGGUGUCACCCACGUCGUGCCUGUAUACGAAGGUUUUGCUCUUCCUCACCUCACCAGAAGGCUGGAUGUUGCAGGUCGCGAUGUGACGAGGUAUUUGAUCAAGCUGCUCCUGCUGCGUGGCUACGCGUUCAACCGGACAGCGGACUUUGAGACUGUCAGACAAAUCAAGGAGAAGCUCUGCUUCAUGAGGUGAGUGCAGCCUCCGCACAUAACGCAAUUCAACGCAGCUUUCGCUUACUGCGACGAGGCAUUGCUCAGCUACGAUCUUGAUCUCGAUAAAAAGUUGGCGGAGGAGACUACUACGCUCGUGGAGAACUACACUGUAAGUUGCACUUGAUGGCCUUUGCUCUCGUCGCGCACACGUUCUUAGUUCCCUAUCCACGUCGCAGCUUCCCGAUGGGCGCGUCAUCAAGGUGGGCUCGGAGCGAUUCGAGGCACCCGAGUGCAUGUUCCAGCCACACUUGGUAGACGUGGAACAGCCUGGCGUUGCAGAGCUGCUCUUCAACACCAUUCAAGCAGCUGCAGUGGACACCCGUGCAGAUCUUUACAGACACAUUGUGCUCUCUGGUGGAUCGUCAAUGUACCCCGGGUUGCCUUCCAGAUUAGAGAAGGAGAUGAAGCAGCUCUAUCUCACUCGGGUUCUCAAUGGUGAUGGCGAGCGUCUCAAGGUGGGUGUGACUUGAGGAAAGCGCUUGUGAUUCAAGUCCGCGCACUGCCCGGCCGCUGACAUGAUCACCGCACCCCAAUGCUUGACACCGACGCAGUCUUUCAAAAUCCGCAUCGAGGAUCCACCUAGGCGCAAGCACAUGGUGUUCCUCGGUGGUGCAGUGCUCGCAGACAUCAUGAAGUCGCGCGAGGAGUUUUGGGUCAGCAGGGCCGACUGGUACGAGCAGGGACCUGCAGCACUGGACAGACUGGGCCGGCACGCGUGA
Messenger RNA from Ceraceosorus bombacis, 1693 nucleotides. Lineage: Eukaryota; Fungi; Basidiomycota; Exobasidiomycetes; Ceraceosorales; Ceraceosoraceae. The record is from the annotation of a GenBank genome assembly.